UCAAUUGUUAACUAUCUUAUACCAACUGGAUUUAUUGCAAGAUUACAACAACAAUCAAAUGAAUCAAACAAUAUUAAUAAUAAUAGAUUAUAUUGUAACUCUAUAACAUUGGAUUCAAGUGUAUUCAUUAUAAGAUCAAUUACAUCAACAUCCAAAUUAGUAUCAUUGAUGCAUAUUGAUCUUUACUCUGGCUCAAUAUCAUCAUAUCAAUCAUUGCUCACAUCUGAAUUGGAUCACCAUCUUUCAAUAGCCACUUCCACUGCCACUGAUGCUGCCACACCCACUGCCACAGUCACUGUUUGGAGAUGUCAUAAUAUACCAAUAUCAAAGGAGCCAAAGGCUAAACAACAACAAACAAAUAGAGAGAUAGAUGAUUUGUGGAUAAAGGUUGUCGAGAAACAUUCUGCCGCCUCCUCUCAUGGUAUCAAGUUCAUGGAGAUCAAUGUGGUGGAGACUGCGUCGAUAUCAUUGAAUGAUGAAGCACCUCUACUUCAUCGCAUUCCAGAACAAUCAUUGCAACAGUGUCCAAUCGAUGAGACACUAAUCAAAUCUGUUGUACUCUUGAAUGAUAUAAUGUCCUUUCCUGUCAUGUCCUGGCUAACUAACAACGACAACACCCAUCCAUCAAUCCAACCAUCUUUAGUCGCCAUUGCCAAGUACCGCGAAUUCCUUAGAAUACCUGCGAUGAAACAACAAAAGGUCGGUGUGAAUGAUGUCUGUCCUUGCAAGUCGGGUCAGAAGUUUAAGAAAUGUCAUGGCGCAACCGGUAACUCCAAACAGUACUACUCGUACCCUACAUCCGACACCUCUUCCGCCACGACCUCGACGACUAAGUCAACAACAACAUCCAAGUCGACAAGA
Messenger RNA from Acytostelium subglobosum LB1, 861 nucleotides. RefSeq lists its product as hypothetical. The annotation marks the transcript as partial. NCBI's taxonomy places the organism in Eukaryota, Evosea, Eumycetozoa, Acytosteliales, Acytosteliaceae. The transcript is spliced from 2 exons. The record is from RefSeq and is a predicted model, not a curated record.